UUCCUCACAGGAAAUGAGAAUCAAAAUUCAAUUCUUCAAUGAUCAAUAUUUUGAUUUGGGCCUUCUUUCUCUUGUCUUGUGGGUUACAACUCCUAAUUUUUGUCCCGGCCUUGCUUCAAAAAAAUCAUCAAAAUUGAGCUCCUUUAGUUUCUGUAUAAUAUAUUUCCAAGCAGGUCUUUGCCGACCUUGUAAUUGCUUGGACUUUCAAGUAGAUCUUAGAGAGCUGACAAUAACUUGUAACUAUGAACUAGAAGCAUAUUGCAUGACCACUUAACUCGGAGCAGAAGCCAUGUCCCCCAAAACCCAUAAUUGGUGGGAACUUGAAAAUAUUUAAAAAUCAGAUUUUCUAAAUCUGAUCAAAUUUUAUGGUCAAAUAAAUUUUGAAAAUCUACUCUCAGUGACCAUAAGUAUUUUUCUGAAAGUUUUUCUUCUUUUCUUUUUAAAACCUUUUCCUUUUUUUCCUUUUUUGACUUUUUGCCACUACUAUACAAACAAUCAUGGAUUCUAUUAACAUUAUGAAAACUUCAAUGGGCCAAAUGUGAAUUUUGCUUCACCUUAUAAACAAACUUGUGUAUACACCUCAGAAGUCACGCCCAUCCCCUUUUCUCUCUCUCUCUCUCUCUCUCUUUUUCCCCCAAAUGAGCUUUUCCCCAAUUUAAGCUCUUGAAGAAUUCCUCAUACACAAAAAAAUUUAUCUCGCGUAUGGCCUUUCACACAGCAUGCCCAUUUACCUGUCGAAAGAUCUGCUUCUGCCCAGAUGGGUUUCCAAAGGGUAAAAAUGAGUUCUUCAGCGAUGUGACUAAACUUGAGGAGUUUCUCAAGGACCCAUGGGGUCUUAAGGCCAAACAACCUGCCACAAUUCAGGUUAAAGUGCCCAAGCUUAAUGUUGCUCUGCCCCCACAAGCGCCUGUAGGUGAUGGGGGUGGCGGAAGCAGCGGGGAUGGUGAGGAGGCGGCUGCUAUUGGUUCAGCUAAGACUAAGCGUGUUGCUUUGCAGAAGAAAACUGCUGCAGCAUCUAUGGUGGCUGAUGAUUUUGCUAGACAAUUUGAGUCUGGAGAUGUGGAGGUUAGGAACCGCAGUUCUAAAAAACGCUAUGCUUUUCCAGUGAAAAUGAAGGAGGUGAAAGAACAAGGAAAAUGAUGUCAUGCAAAAGUUGCGGGAAGAUGUAUCACCG
Solanum tuberosum (potato) is the source of this 1174-nucleotide messenger RNA. RefSeq lists its product as uncharacterized. The transcript is spliced from 3 exons. NCBI's taxonomy places the organism in Eukaryota, Viridiplantae, Streptophyta, Magnoliopsida, Solanales, Solanaceae. The record is from RefSeq and is a predicted model, not a curated record. Bases 703 to 1140 code for a protein of 145 amino acids.